Molecule: messenger RNA, 663 nt
Organism: Fusarium coffeatum
Lineage: Eukaryota; Fungi; Ascomycota; Sordariomycetes; Hypocreales; Nectriaceae
Exons: 1
Coding region: 1-663 (220 amino acids)
Molecular function (GO): nucleic acid binding
Source: RefSeq, a predicted model, not a curated record
AUGCAGCGAGACAGGGAAGAAGAGUUUGACGAGGAAUACGACGUUCCUUUGCAUCACAAACGCCCUUUCGGAGCAGGAAUUAGACGCAAAGAGAUUAAAUUCGUGCGGGCUGCCGAUCCUGAUGCUGGUCUCUCGACUGCGACAACAUCAACAGCCACUGAUCUCGGAGAUUUGUAUGCAAGCGUUGUUCUAAAUUCCAAUCCUGAGAACAAAGAGGCUAAAAAGUCAGAGGAGGAGAAACAAAUAUGUCCAGAUUGCGGACUAGAUAUUUCAUCUACGACACAGCCCCAUGAGGCAGCUCUCGCUCAUCAAGUCUCACUGCGACACUCACAGCCUCCAUCGGCACUUGAUCGCUCACGCAUGGGCGUACGGACACUCACAUCUCAAGGCUGGGAUUUGGACGCCCAUCAAGGCUUGGGAAGGGAGAAUGACGGUAUGCGAUACCCCAUCAAGGUGGCCAACAAGAAGGACAACCUUGGAAUCGGGGCAACGAUACCGAAGCCCAAAGAAAAGACAAAAGAGCAUCUAGCUUACCCUCUCAACAAGAAGGAGCUGAAGAAACAUCGCGUCGACCAAAAACGGCGGCAUGAGCAACUGCAGCGUGAAAUCUUUGGGAGGGUGGAUGUGGAAGCUUAUCUGAGAGGGAAUGGCAACGACGGAUGA